AUGGGCAACUACCUAUGCUCUCUGUACGGAUCCUUCUGGCAGUACAUCAUGACGACUGUGCUUCGUUUUCUCAGAGAACUGAAACGUUUGAUAACAGGAAGACGUGAAUAUAUACUAAGAGAAGACGCUACAAUUACGCUGCCAGACGACACAGUGGAUGCGUCUGCCUUCGAGGCGCAUGAGACUUUCGUGACUCAGACAUCAGGGAUCAAUGCUUUGAGCGCAAGGAAUGAUACAUCACUUUAUUUCGAUGGUGAUAAACUGGAGGAUUCACGAGCUGCAGACAAAUCGCCCUUGUCGGCUUCAAUUUCAGUAAUCGCUGACGAGUCGCAAUUAAGCGAGGUUGUCGAAAUUAACCCAAUUAAUGACGAUCACACCCCAAGAUCUCACAAGCCACAGGAUUCAACUGAGAACAGAUUCUGCUUAGAAGAUGAAGACUCGCCAGGCAGGAAAACACCAACUCCAUUCACUCAUUCCCAGGUUGAUAUUUAUAUAGACCAAGACCAGGUGGACGAGACACCGCCUUUGGAAGGAUCUUCUACGGCCGUGCCCUCUUCUUCUCGAGUUUUUGGGGAGGACACAUAUGCGCACAAUGUUUCUGUGCAGAGAGAAAUUGAUGAAGUUCUGGAUGCAUUUAGGAGGAAUGACGUCAUGUUUAUGGAGCGAAAACUGGAGAGUCUUAAGCCCACUGCUCAACCAAUACAGCGCCCAGCUGAAGAAAUGUUUCCGAACGAGCAAAAAGACGAGUUCACCUUUGCGGAGCCUGACUUCGAAUGGGUCAACGAGUUCGAGCGACUCCCUCAGAAACCAAUUGCACAUCGUCGAGUUGAGGCUUUGAAGGCGAAUGCGUUGAAAGGCGAAAUAUCUCCUCCUUAUCGACACAUUUUCUCUGCUGCUUCGCCGUUCGCCAGGCCUACCUCCUCUAGCACUCCUUUCUCACCCACAGCUCAAAAGUUCCUUUACAAGGAAAAGGGGUUGCUCCCCAUGAAACCCGAUUACUACAGAAUUGCCUUUGAUUGCGACAGCGAAGAAUACGAAAAUGAAAUCGAGAGUGAAACGUUAAAUCGGAAAUCAGCAAGGAAUUUAGCAAUACUGAACAAGAAGAAGCACAAGCGCUACAAGAAAAUCAGGAAAGGCAGGAGGUAUUGCCGCAAAUCUAGCAGUUAA
Messenger RNA from Necator americanus (New World hookworm), 1167 nucleotides. RefSeq lists its product as uncharacterized. The coding region runs from base 1 to 1167 and encodes 388 amino acids. Lineage: Eukaryota; Metazoa; Nematoda; Chromadorea; Rhabditida; Ancylostomatidae. The record is from RefSeq and is a predicted model, not a curated record. The transcript has 14 exons.